AUGGAGAUAAAUAACAACCUCGUUUUCGAGUCCCAGCACUACAUGUACAAAGCGUAUUUGGAAACCUUGUUGAAUCAUGCCACAGAUUAUAAACAGGGGUUUCUAUCCGCAGCCGGAUAUUAUGAAGAUGAUGACUCUGGUAAUAACCAGAAAGCCAAUACAGUCGAUAUAUGCGCACCCCUGCACAUUGAUCACUUUAACUCUGAUAGGCUUUUCCUACCACACCUCAACAUUCAACUCCAUAUGUACCGGAACAAAGACACGUUUGUACUAGAAAGUUAUGAGACUACCAGUGCCGAUUACCUCGCCCAUGUCAGCGUUCUUGACAUGAAGUUACAUGUGAAAGCUAUCGAUAUUUCGAUGUGGGACAUCGACAUGUGGGACGGCGUCGAGGAAUCUCGACACACAUUUAAACUGCUUCCAGGUACACGAAGGUCUGCACCCUAUCAAACACCCCACGAAGCUCCACAUGGAUUCACUAUACCACUGGAUGGCUUUGUAAAAACAGUAAUCGGAGCGCGCCGAUUGUGCUGGUAUCCCGAGGACUACAAAUCUUACAUGCACCUUGAAAAACCCGAUAUAGAUCUGCUGCGUGAGCUGAUCGUCGGACGCGCGAUUUUUCUGAAAACUGUUCCGGGAAAGACAGGUCAUCUACAGACUGACGAGUGGCAGCGGGUUGUCAAUCCUAUGUUAAAAUGUCUGGCAACGGAUGCUCUUUACAUUGACGAUGGUGUAAAAACAACGGAUGUCGCCUCAUAUGCGCUACUCAAUUACGGGCCUGGAGCCCCCCUACCCCCACAUAUUCUGAGGGCUCAAGGGCUUCAUAUGGUU
Mesorhabditis spiculigera is the source of this 831-nucleotide messenger RNA. The record is from the annotation of a GenBank genome assembly. NCBI's taxonomy places the organism in Eukaryota, Metazoa, Nematoda, Chromadorea, Rhabditida, Rhabditidae.